Messenger RNA from Gastrolobium bilobum, 1778 nucleotides. RefSeq names its product histone deacetylase 6-like. Bases 67 to 1479 code for a protein of 470 amino acids. The transcript is spliced from 6 exons. Gene Ontology annotation, molecular function: histone deacetylase activity. The record is from RefSeq and is a predicted model, not a curated record. NCBI's taxonomy places the organism in Eukaryota, Viridiplantae, Streptophyta, Magnoliopsida, Fabales, Fabaceae.
AGAGAGGGAGGGAAAGAGAGGAGGAGGGAAAAGAAGGGUUUGGUUUAUUGAAUCUGAAUUGGAAGCAUGGGUAGCGGUGAAAUGGCAGAGGGUGGUGCAUCGCUACCCUCGGUGGGUUCAGACGCAAAGAACCGUAGGGUUACCUACUUUUACGAACCCACCAUCGGAGAUUACUACUACGGUCAGGGUCACCCAAUGAAACCGCACCGUAUACGUAUGGCCCACAACCUCAUCGUCCACUACUCCCUCCACCGCCGCAUGCAGAUCAACCGUCCCUUCCCCGCCGCUCCCGAUGACAUCCGCCGCUUCCACUCCGACGACUACGUCGAAUUCCUCUCCACCGUCUCCCCGGAGAUCCUCUCCGAGAACACACACUCCCAAUACCGCCAGCUCAAGCGCUUCAACGUAGGCGAGGACUGUCCCGUCUUUGACGGCAUCUUCGAUUUCUGCCAGGCCUCUGCCGGAGGCUCCAUCGGUGCCGCCGUUCGGCUUAACCGCUCCGACGCCGAUAUCGCCAUCAAUUGGGCCGGCGGCUUGCACCAUGCUAAGAAAGCGGAAGCCUCUGGCUUUUGCUACGUCAAUGACAUUGUUCUCGGUAUUCUCGAGCUUCUCAAAGUUCACAGGCGUGUGUUGUAUGUUGAUAUUGAUGUUCACCAUGGAGAUGGCGUUGAGGAGGCAUUUUACACUACUGAUAGAGUGAUGACAGUGUCUUUUCAUAAGUUUGGGGAUUUUUUCCCUGGAACGGGGCACAUUAAAGACACUGGGGUGGGACCCGGAAAGAAUUAUGCUCUAAAUGUCCCACUGAAUGAUGGAAUGGAUGAUGAGAAUUUCAAUGCCCUUUUUCGACCCAUCAUUCAAAAAGUCAUGGACGUUUAUCAACCUGAUGCAGUCGUUCUUCAAUGUGGAGCUGAUUCCUUGUCUGGUGACAGGUUGGGUUGCUUCAACUUGUCUGUGAAGGGUCAUGCAGAUUGCCUUCGUUUCCUUAGAUCUUUCAAUGUUCCUCUAAUGGUCUUGGGUGGGGGAGGAUAUACAGUUAGGAAUGUUGCUCGUUGUUGGUGUUAUGAGACUGCAGUAGCAGUAGGAGUGGAGCCUAAUAAUAAGUUGCCUUACAAUGAAUAUUAUGAAUAUUUUGGCCCGGACUAUACUCUUCAUGUCGAGCCGUACAACAUCCAGAACCUAAACACACCCAAGGAUAUGGAAAAAAUUAGGAAUACAUUACUAGAACAGCUUUCCAGACUUCCCCAUGCACCCAGUGUACCUUUUCAGACAACCCCAUCAACCAUAAAAGUUCCAGAAGAGGAAGAGGAGGACAUGGAUAGAAGAUCAAAACGUCGCAUAUGGAGUGGUGAAGAUUUUGAUUCUGAUCCUGAUGAAGAUGAGAAGCCUAGUUCAAAGAACUCUAACUUAACUGCCCAUAUGAGCAGUUGUGUUGCAGAUGAGAUGGAAGAAGAUAAGCCAGAAGUGCAUCCGUUAUCUUAAUACUUAUAGAACAGAGCAAGUUCUAGAUUAGCAUGUGAAGCUUAUUACUGUUUGAGUUGUAUAAUAUUACAUAUUUCCCUCUCCGUGAGAGUGUAUAUUUUGGAGUUUAAAUCUUUUGAUGUAUAAAGUAGGAAGCAGUGUUGCCAAAUGGCGGUGUAAGGAAUUUUACCAUGGUGGUGGCAGGAUUCCAGAAAUCACCCAAAAAUAACAUUUCCUUGCAUGUUUGCUCUGGCGGAGCUUAGCAUUUGGUGCUAUGGUGGUAUUUAAAAGAUAGAUGUGAAUUUCCUGAUCUACCCUCU